Durotheca rogersii is the source of this 2670-nucleotide messenger RNA. RefSeq lists its product as uncharacterized. The transcript has 3 exons. NCBI's taxonomy places the organism in Eukaryota, Fungi, Ascomycota, Sordariomycetes, Xylariales, Xylariaceae. The coding region runs from base 1 to 2670 and encodes 889 amino acids. The record is from RefSeq and is a predicted model, not a curated record.
AUGCCUAGAUUUCCAGUCACCUUUCGGCGGAAAUCUACCGCAGCAGAAGACCCGAAUGGACCGAUAGCAGAGCCUUCGUUUCGGGUCCUCGAGCGAUCCGAGGUGGGUGGUGGGAAGUCCUUCGACGGCGGAGCAAGAUUAUCAAAGAUAAUGGGUUCUGCGCCUGCGCCUGCGCCUCGGUCUAACACGGCGGACCUCAUAGUAGAGGACAAUCUUUUUGCGGGACUCAAGCAUAAUCGUGGAAGCGGAAGUUCUAAUACUACCAAGACCGCCUCCGAUAAUUCCUCCCGUCACAGCAACGCCUCUACCGCCCCUUCGUCAACCGACUAUCCACCCCAGGACGACAGGCGUAGCCCUCCUAGUAGAAAGCCCGCUAAUUCUGCUGGUGGUUUUCUGAAGCAGGCAGGAAGAACAUUCUCCUUCGGUAGCAGGAAGUCCACGCUGCCGACGAUACUAGCAGCCGAAGAGUCGAUCCCUGCCGUCCCUGCCAUGCCCUAUGAAUACAACUCUGGAUUUUCUAGUGGUCGCCCGCGAGCCGAGACAGCAUCGACAUCCAGCACCGCCACGCCUCCCAAAGUCGAAGACGGUGACUUCAUGUUAGAUCUAGGGGGUGAUUUUAGUAGUGUGCUGAAAUUUGACAAGCGUGCGAGUGUUGCUACGAUCAGAGAACGUAACUUGAUGGCGAAUCGAGUCAGUCAGCCUUCUCCGCUUCAUCUCGAUCGUUCCGCAAUGAUUGAACCCCCGCAGCAUUCAUGGAACAGCCAACACUCGCAGGACGGGCUGCUAAGCCCAGCCGCACGAACUUAUUCUUCUCCCCCCAACCACACCGAAUUGCCGCCGCCGCCGCCGCCGCCGCCGGUUCCAAGACACAACACCACCCCCUUGGAACGUCGGCCAUCUGUCGAUGAUGACGAAGAUACCACGUUGUUAAGGGAUUCGAUUGCUGCUACACAGUUCCUGUCCAACGAGACGUCGAGUCACAGCGACAACUCUAACCAGUAUAGGAGGGAUGAGGACAGCACUCCAACUCGUCGGACGAUCCUGACCGAGUCUUAUGCUAAGCACGACGAUGACAAUCUAUUCGACAGGCCAGUCAACCACCACCACAGGGUUUCUCAUAGAAACAAUGUCCGCGCGAACAGCCAGCCACACAACAAAGUCAUGACCCCUGCCGAGUUCGAAAAAUACCGUCAGGACAAAGCUCGAGAGCAGAUUAUGGGUCUAGCCGACGAGAAAGAAUCCGAUAAGGAGGACGAGGAUAAUUACGACGACGAGGAGGACGACCGAGAAAAGACGAAGCAGCUGGCUAAGCAGAGGCGGAAGCAAGAGGCCCACAUGACAGUUUAUCGACAACAAAUGAUGAAAGUGACGGGGGAGUCUGCAAACAAGCACGCUUCCCGCCCCAGUAUCGCAACAUCCAUGAGCACUCCGAAUCUCGUCCUGAACGGCGAGCAUUCUACAGGUGUAUCUCCCUCCCCCCCUUCGGAUGGUGAGGAUGAGGAUGAGGAGGUCCCGUUGGCGAUUCUAGCAGCACACGGAUUCCCUAACAGAAAUCGACCGCCGACCCGUCUCACCACUAUGUCGUCAAAUCCUAACCUGCGAGCUUCCGUUGCACAACCAUCGUAUGCUGCUGGGCCCGGAUCUGUGGUGGGCGAUAGUAACGGCCAAACCGGAGCCGGUGGAGGACGUCUUCCGCCUUUUGCCAGGAAGCUGCCUCAAGACCCGUAUCUCGGUGCUGGCUUGAUCAAUCAACCCCCGAGGGAGUCGUUCGCCCUGGGAGGGGGUGCCGCGGCCCCAAACCGACUGCUGCCUCCCGGUGGUCUCGUCGGUGUGAUCGCUAGCGAGGAGCGAUCGAGGGCUCUGAGGCGCGGUAGUCCGGCCAUCGAUAACGCGAGAAACGCGAUACCUUUCACCAUGCCCACGAACGGAGUACCGAUGAGUGGGGGUUUCGAUCCUAUAACUGGAAUUCCUCCUCAGAUGAUGUACCCAACGGGUAUGCCGCAGAUGCCCAGUCCUAUGAUGACUCUUGGUGAUCAAGCGCAAAUCCAGAUGACGCAGCAGAUGCAACAGUUCAUGCAGAUGCAGAUGCAGUUUAUGCAGAUGAUGGCCACUCAGGGACAAGGUCAACAGAUGCCUACCCAACCCCGACUCCAAGGACACAUCCCUACGCAAUCUAUGGGAUCUCUGGGUGACAUGCCGCGGAACUCAUUUAUAGGCGAUCCGCUAGCGAAUAGUCUGGGACGCGGAAUGAAUUUGGAAAUACCGAGGCCGGAGUCUCAGAUGCGGACGAUGAGUAUGGUUCAGCCGACAUCCACAUCGUGGCUACAGUCCUCGAAUGCUGGUUACGCACCCUCGAUACGGGCCCAGGGUGCCGGUUAUACACCCUCGAUCGCGCCUUCGGAGCGCAGCAACAUCGGGUUACCUGGACGCUACCGACCGGUCUCUAGUGUCACGAUGCUCGACCACGGCAGAACCGCAACUAUGUCUGGUGCUAUGCCGGCGAUUCAUUCGAAGCUCCAGGCCGAGGUGAAGGUGACUCAGGCAUCUAAGGAGGAAGACGACGACGACGAGGAAGGUUGGGAGGCGAUGAAGGCCAAGAGGGAGAAGAAGAAGAGCAUCUGGAGGUCUAAGAAGAGCUUCGGGUCCGAUAUCGGAGCACUCAUCAGCUAA